This is a messenger RNA of Physella acuta, 1738 nucleotides long. RefSeq lists its product as uncharacterized. Gene Ontology annotation, molecular function: heme binding; oxygen binding. Lineage: Eukaryota; Metazoa; Mollusca; Gastropoda; Physidae. The record is from RefSeq and is a predicted model, not a curated record.
UUUAAGACUAGCAUGGGAGAAGUUCCAUUGAUGUUUCAGCAUGAUGUCUAACAUGAAAUCGAACACACUCAGCAGUGAGCUAAUGACAACCCAUAAAAGUAAUGUUAGUAAAGCGAGUAAACCGAUCGAUGUGUGUGUUAUGUGGGACAACAAAGAAAUGUUGAGCUAUUCUUUCAGCGACACACGGAAGAUAGCGGCAAUCAAGGCUAAAGAAAGACUUACUAUGCUUCUCCAGAGGCAGCCCAGAGAUCUCAUUAAAAAAGGCCAGUUGAAUGUCACACAAAGCUCCUAUUUAAGUUUACUUCCGGGAUUAACCCUCAACCAGCUACAACUGAUCGUCAGGUCAUGGCGUGAGGUUCUCAGGUCAAUCGACAUAUGGGGGAUGCGACUCCUUGUACACUUGAUGAAAAAUGUGUCCAAUGAGAAGGUGCUUGAAACAAUCCGAAGAGGGACAAGAACGAACGACCUACUGGCUUGCCGCCUCAACCCCCGCGUCAUUCGCUACGGCAAGCGCCUGAUCAUGCACAUCUCUGAUAUUGUGUUUAGUCUGACCAGCCAGAUUGCCCUCGAGUCUAUCGUCAAACGGAAGUUCGAUCUGAUGCGCAUGUCAGGAUUCAAACAGGAAACAGUAAAGAACUGCACGUCAGCCUUCAAGUCCUUCAUGGAGGAAUACUUCAGCACCAUCUGGACACCAGAAACCAAACGGGCCUGGACGGUGGUCAUCGACCUCAUCUCCAAGAUGGGGUUUCUUCACUGGACCACUGGGGACACGGGCAAUAGGUUUUGUUUCCACAUCGACCGUACGUCUGCCCCCAACAGUGAAAAACCCAGCAACGCCAUCAAGUUUCUCAGCUAGUUCUGUAGCUUCAAGUCGCGGGGUUCGUCAAGAGAAAGUGAAAUUUAGACUUAUGGAAGGGAAAAAGCGAGGCAACUCUCAAAUGUGUAAACACAAUAUUUGGCUUCAGGUUUUUAGAGUGUGAAUACAAACUUAAGGUACCAUUUUUUAUUUUAGAAACAUGUGAACAAACAAUUAGAGUACCGGUUCUGAAUGUGUGAACACACAAUUAAGGUAAACAUGUCUAAUGAUGGAUGUAUGAUGACUAAUAUCGUGUUUCAGCAAAGUAAUUAGGUGGGGGGGGGGUUGUUUAGGUGGAUGGAUGGAUAUAUUUUAUGCAAUAAUCGUCUGCUAGGAUGGGUGUGAAGGGGACGGGGGACGGUAGGGUAGCAAGGACAAUUUAUAAUGUUACUCGAACAAACAAUUCAUCUUGGUGGGUCUUUCAAAUUGGCCAUCACGUGACGUGCUAGUUCAAACAUAUUGGAGUCAUCGAAAUUAUUAAUACUUUCAAAACGAUCAGUAACGAGGGUUGUUGAGGCUAUCUGGUAGAUUGUAACAUUUAUUAUUCAUUUAUUUUAUAAAAGCAGAUGGUUAAAAUACGUGGCUUCAUACAUCUCAUGAUGUAAGUAAAUUGGUUUUGCUAUAAUGUGGAAAAACAGUAAAGUAAAGAUCAGAGUAACGUCCGGCAGGAACCGCUUGGUCACGUGAUAUGCUAACUACCUGUUUUAUUGUCGAUGAUUGGAGGAAACCAUUUGUAAUUAAAAUGCAAAGUUGAAUGGUUGGCCGGACAUUCUGUUUUACUUCUCGAUUUCGGGGCGUUAAAAUAAAUAAACUAAUCAAAAUAUUUUUGAAUAAUUGAACUAAUUUACACUGCAAGCUAUUUGCACAGUUAUUAAAGUUUAC